AUGAAAGCAGAAAUCCUCUCUAUUUGGAAGUUCUGCGUCGCCUGUCCAUCGUUAGCUUUCAUUUCCUGUUUAUUUCUAUCGCUUUGGACGGAUUGGGAAAGAUCUGUUAACACACAGUGUGUCAAAGAUGGAAAAACUCAUCACCCGUAUAAUUUGCUCCCUUCGAUUUCCAUGAUGAUAUCAGAUCGACAGCCGAUGGAAUUCAUCUGGAGAGCGGCAAUCGGUCUACAUUCUUUUCCUCGAUUAUUUCUUGGAGUUUACUUCCGCCAGAAGCACUUGCAUCUCAUCGGGAAUAAAAGCCGCGUGAAUCUUAUGUAUUUCUUUUACUUCCUCGACAUUUUGGCGCUGAUUGGCCUGACGUAUGUUCAAUCGAACGAGUGGUUUAUUGUCCAUGCGAUUUCUUUCGGCACCUUUCUUUCUGCCUCUCCUUUAUUCAUGAUUACUGCGCUUUCCUGCGUAAACGUUGGCCACGGCGCAUAUCGAUCGCGGAAACGGACAUUUCUGCUCCACUUGAGCUCAACAUUCGUCACCCUUUUCCUCUACCACCACCACAAUUCAACCUGCAACGAUUUCGUUUACACCUUCUUCGCGCUCUUCGAAUACAUCAUCGUCUUUUCAAACAUUUACUUCCACUUUCUGUUCGGCUCCGAAUUCGGCACCAGCACUAUUUCUAUUCAAUCGGGACCCAUGUACACUCCGCUGCCUAGAUAG
Molecule: messenger RNA, 711 nt
Organism: Oikopleura dioica
Lineage: Eukaryota; Metazoa; Chordata; Appendicularia; Copelata; Oikopleuridae
Source: the annotation of a GenBank genome assembly